Molecule: messenger RNA, 954 nt
Organism: Cucurbitaria berberidis CBS 394.84
Lineage: Eukaryota; Fungi; Ascomycota; Dothideomycetes; Pleosporales; Cucurbitariaceae
Product: Ser/Thr protein phosphatase-like protein catalytic subunit
Exons: 3
Coding region: 1-954 (317 amino acids)
Biological process (GO): peptidyl-serine dephosphorylation
Cellular component (GO): FAR/SIP/STRIPAK complex
Molecular function (GO): protein serine/threonine phosphatase activity
Source: RefSeq, a predicted model, not a curated record
AUGCCAGGACUUCCGUCUACCGUAGACCUCGACGAGUGUAUAUCGCGCCUCUCCAAGAAGGAGCUGCUGGCCGAGUCCGUGGUCGAAGCAAUAUGCGCCAAGACCAAGGAGCUUCUCAUGAAGGAGAGCAAUGUCGUGCAUAUCAGGGCACCUGUUACCGUCGUCGGUGACAUUCACGGCCAGUUCUUUGACAUGAUGGAGAUAUUCAAGAUUGGCGGGCCGUGUCCAGACACCAACUACUUGUUCCUAGGCGACUAUGUCGAUCGCGGCCUUUUUUCAGUCGAAACUAUAUCGCUGCUCGUAUGCCUCAAACUGCGGUAUCCGCACCGAGUACACCUCAUCCGCGGGAACCACGAGUCUCGCGGCGUUACACAAUCGUACGGCUUCUACACCGAGUGCUUACGCAAGUACGGCAACGCCAAUGUAUGGCACUACUUCACCGACAUGUUCGAUUUUCUUACGCUAUCUGUCGUCAUCAAUGACCAAAUAUUUUGUGUACAUGGCGGCUUGUCACCCUCGAUACACUCGAUCGACCAAAUCAAAAUCAUCGACCGCUUCCGAGAGAUUCCCCACGAGGGCCCAAUGGCAGAUCUAGUCUGGAGCGACCCCGAUCCCGAAAGGGACGAAUUCUCGCUUAGCCCAAGAGGAGCAGGAUAUACCUUUGGAGCUCAGGUGGUCAAGAAGUUUUUAGAGGUCAACGCAAUGUCCCAUAUACUGCGAGCCCAUCAGCUCUGCCAAGAGGGUUUCCAGGUCCUCUAUGAUGACCGGCUCAGCACCGUCUGGAGCGCACCAAACUACUGCUAUCGAUGCGGAAACAUGGCAAGCGUUCUGGAAGUUAGUGACACUGGCGAACGCUUCUUCAAUGUAUUUGAUGCAAGUCCAGACAACGACGUGCAUCGAGCUGAGCAGCAACAACAACAAGGGAAGGAGGUGACGACGGAAUACUUCCUGUGA